GGCGCGGCGGCCGCGAUGCCGCGGCUCCCGGUGAAGAAGAUCCGCAAACAGAUGAAGCUGCUGCUGUUGCUGCUACUGCUGAGCUGCGCCGCGUGGCUCACCUACGUGCACCUGGGCCUGGUGCGCCAGGGCCGAGCGCUGCGCCAGCGCCUGGGCUACGGGCGAGAUGGUGAGAAGCUGACCAGUGUGACGACGGCGGGUGUCCAUGCUGCGCCAUCCACACAGAGGGCUGAGGACUCCAGUGAGAGCCGUGAAGAGGAGCAGGCGCCCGAAGGUCAGGAUCUAGAUAUGCUGUUUCCUGCAGGGGCUGGGAAGCUGCCAACUGACUUCACCCAUCAGACACCCCCAUGGCGGGAGGAGUACAAGGGGCAGGUGAACCUGCUGUUUGAGGACUGGUGUGGGGGCGCCGUGGGCCACCUGAGGAGGAACCUGCACUUCCCGCUGUUCCCUCAUACUCGCACCACCGUGAAGAAGUUGGCCGUGUCCCCCAAGUGGAAGAACUAUGGACUCCGUAUUUUUGGUUUCAUCCACCCAGCGAGGGAUGGAGACGUCCAGUUUUCUGUGGCCUCAGACGACAACUCGGAGUUCUGGCUGAGUCCGGAUGAAAGCCCCGCUGCUGCUCAGCUUGUGGCCUUUGUGGCAAAGACUGGUUCCGAGUGGACAGCGCCUGGAGAAUUCACCAAGUUCAGCUCCCAGGUGUCCAAGCCCAGGCGGCUCAUGGCCUCCCGGAGGUACUACUUUGAGUUGCUGCACAAGCAGGAUGACCGCGGCUCGGACCAUGUGGAAGUGGGCUGGAGAGACUUCCUGCCCGGCCUGAAGUUCGAGGUCAUCAGCUCUGCUCACAUCUCCCUGUACACAGGUGGCCGGGCCCCUAAGAUGGACCACGUGGCCCACGUCCCCAGUCCCAGCCAGCCAGUGGGGGGCGUCUGCCCGCAGGAGGACACCAGCGCAGACAUGCUGCGGCAGAUCCCGGGACACUUUUUCCUCACUCCGCGCAUGGAAUCUUCGACCUGGGAGAACGUGCUGGAGCCCUGUGCCUACGCCCCCACCUACGUGGAGGACUUCCCCAUCGCCAGAUACCAGGGCUGCAAUUUCCCGCCUACUCCCCGCCCCCCAGGUUACCUGUCCUUCGUUUAUCCCAACGACUACACCCGCCUCACCCACAUGGAGACCGACAACAAGUGCUUCUACCGCGAGUCUCCGCUGUACCUGGAGAGGUUUGGGUUUUAUAAGUACAUGAAGAUGGACAAGGAGGAGGGACGAGAUGAAGAAGAGGAGGUGCAGCGCCGAGCCUUCCUCUUCCUCAACCCGGACGACUUCCUGGACGACGAGGACGAGGGGGAGCUGCUCGACAGCCUGGAGCCCACGGAGGCGGCCCCGUCCAGGAGCGGCCCGUCCUCCGCCCCAGCGGUCCACGCGGAGCCCGGAGCCACCCUGCUCCGCCAACCCUCCCCGCCCCCGGGACGAGGGACCCCCAGGCUCCGGGCCCUGAGCUGGCCUCCCGGCCGCCCGCCCUUGCCGCUCUUCUUGGGCGAGCUCCGCCCCCGCCCUGCAGCGGAGCAGCAGCCCCCGAAGGUGUACGUGACCAGGGUGCGGCCAGGACAGCGGGCAUCCCCCCGGCCCAGCGCCGGCGCGCCCUGGCCGCCCUUUCCCGGCGUCUUCCUGCACCCCAGGCCUCUGCCCAGAGUGCAGCUGCGGGCGCCCACGCCCACCCGGCCCCACAGCCGCAGGACCGGCGGCCCCCAGGCCACACAGCCGACCCCAGCCAGGGCGCAGGCCACCCAAGGGGGCCGAGGCCAGGCGCGCACGCUGGGACCUGCGGUGCCCACAGUGGACUCAAACUUGUCUUCCGAAGCGCGGCCCGUGACCUUCCUGAGCUUGUCCCAGGUGUCCGGCCACAGCUGCCCGGGAGGCGAAGAGGAGGAGGAAGGGGAGGACGAUGGCCCGGGCGACGAGGCUGCGUCGGAGGACAGCGAGGAGGCCGCGGGCCCGGCGCUCGGACGCUGGCGUGAGGACGCCAUCGACUGGCAGCGCACGUUCAGCGUGGGCGCCGUGGACUUCGAGCUGCUGCGCUCGGACUGGAACGACCUGCGGUGCAACGUUUCGGGGAACCUUCAGCUACCGGAGGCGGAGGCUGGAGUGGCGGCUCAGUACAUGGAGCGGCACGCGCGCCACGGCGGGCGCUUCGCGCUUCUACGCAUUGUGAACGUGGAGAAGCGCCGGGACUCGGCGCGAGGGAGUCGCUUCCUGCUGGAGCUGGAGCUGCAGGAGCGUGGGGGAGGCCGCCUGCGACUCUCCGAGUACGUCUUCCUGCGGCUGCCAGGAGCCCACGUGGGGGAUGCAGACAGAGGAAGUCCCGAGCCCGCUCCCGCGGCCUCUAUGCGCCCCGAUGCGCCCGAGCUCUGCCGGCCACUGCGCCUGGCCUGGCGCCAGGACGUGAUGGUUCACUUCAUCGUGCCAGUGAAAAACCAGGCGCGGUGGGUGGCGCAGUUCCUGGCGGACAUGGCUGCGCUGCAUGCGCGCACCGGGGACUCGCGCUUCAGCGUCGUCCUGGUGGAUUUCGAGAGCGAGGAUAUGGACGUGGAGCGGGCCCUGCGCACUGCGCGCCUGCCCCGGUACCAGUACCUGAGACGAAGGAACUUCGAGCGCUCCGCCGGGCUGCAGGCGGGAGUGGACGCGGUGGAGGACGCCAGCAGCAUCGUGUUCCUCUGCGACCUGCACAUCCACUUCCCACCCAACAUCCUGGACGGCAUCCGCAAGCACUGCGUGGAGGGCAGGCUGGCCUUCGCGCCGGUGGUCAUGCGUCUGAGCUGCGGGAGCUCGCCCCGGGACCCCCACGGUUACUGGGAGGUGAACGGCUUUGGCCUUUUUGGGAUCUACAAGUCGGACUUUGACCGGGUCGGAGGCAUGAAUACAGAAGAGUUCCGAGACCAGUGGGGGGGUGAAGACUGGGAGCUCCUGGACAGGGUCCUGCAGGCAGGGCUGGAGGUGGAGCGACUCCGGCUGCGGAACUUCUACCACCACUACCACUCCAAGAGGGGCAUGUGGAGCGUCCGCAGCAGGAAGGGCUCUCACACGGGGGCGUCCUGAGGACGGGCAGCCCCUCCUAGCCCCGGUGGGAGUCCGGAGGCAGCUGCUGGGGGCUGGGCUUUGAGCUUGGUCCCGAGGGACCCGGCAGGGCUGGUCAGAGGGGCACAGCCACCACCUGUGCCUGUUCCUCUCUGGCCCACUGGGCCCUGGCGUCGUGCCCCUCCCCGGAGAGGCAGCCUUCACAGCGGGUCAGGGCCUGGCCUUGGUCCCCACUCUGCGAUGAUUUCUGUGAAAUUUUGCUGUAGCGACGACAUUGUUUUCAGGAUUUCCAAGAGUUCCGUCUGUUCUGUUUUUUAUUCAGAAUGAAAUGAAAUAUUUUUUUUAGUUCUGA
Molecule: messenger RNA, 3421 nt
Organism: Macaca mulatta (Rhesus monkey)
Lineage: Eukaryota; Metazoa; Chordata; Mammalia; Primates; Cercopithecidae
Source: RefSeq, a predicted model, not a curated record